UGAAGUUUCACUGAGUGGGACAGAGAUAGCCUGAAGGGGACUUGCUGGCUUAACGUCCAGGAUAGUCGCUGUGAAGUCAACAUCAAUGGUGCUACACUGAAAUCUGAAUGCUGUGCUACCUUAGGAGCAGCUUGGGGCAGCCCAUGUGAGCGCUGUGAAUUAGACACAGCUUGCUCAAGAGGAUUUGCCAGAGUUAAGGGUGUUACCUGUGAAGAUGUAAAUGAGUGUGAUGUUUUCCCGGGGGUUUGUCCCAAUGGGCGAUGUGUUAACAGCAGAGGCUCAUUUCACUGCGAGUGCCCUGAAGGACUGACACUGGAUGGAACAGGGCGAGUGUGUUUAGAUAUCCGCAUGGAGCAAUGCUACUUGAAAUGGGAUGAAGAUGAGUGCAUUCAGUCUGUGCCUGGCAAGUUUCGUAUGGAUGCCUGCUGCUGUGCUGUGGGUGCUGCCUGGGGCUCCGACUGUGAGGAGUGUCCAAAGCCUGGCACAAAGGAAUAUGAGUCUCUGUGUCCCAGAGGUCCUGGCUUUUCCAACAGGGGAGAUAUUCUAACUGGCAGGCCAUUUUAUAAAGAUAUCAAUGAAUGCAAGGUAUUCCCUGGUAUGUGCAUGAAUGGUAAAUGCAGGAAUACAAUUGGAAGUUUCAAAUGUAGAUGUAACAGUGGGUUUGCUUUAGAUAUGGAGGAAAGAAACUGUACAGACAUUGAUGAGUGCCGGAUCUCUCCAGACUUAUGUGGAAGUGGUACUUGUGUCAACACUCCUGGAAGCUUUGAGUGCGAGUGCUUUGAUGGUUAUGAAAGUGGGUUUAUGAUGAUGAAGAACUGUAUGGGUAAGUGUUGCCAGGAUGAGCUGGAGACCUUCCAUUUGCUCUGUACUGUACUCUGUACUAUACUAGCUCUAAUCCACUGAACACUUCAUAUGCAUAAUUAUUGUGACUUGAAAAAAAUGACCCAUGUCCCAUACAUAGGACAGAUAACUGACCUGUGUCAAGCUUUGCUUGUUCUUUUUGCUGAUUACAUUCACACAUUUCCGUAUGGCUAAUUGAGAUUGUCAGCAACUAUUCAUGUAG
Oxyura jamaicensis (ruddy duck) is the source of this 1063-nucleotide messenger RNA. RefSeq names its product fibrillin-2-like. Gene Ontology annotation, molecular function: calcium ion binding. The transcript has 7 exons. The record is from RefSeq and is a predicted model, not a curated record. The coding region runs from base 349 to 903 and encodes 184 amino acids. NCBI's taxonomy places the organism in Eukaryota, Metazoa, Chordata, Aves, Anseriformes, Anatidae.